This is a messenger RNA of Nilaparvata lugens (brown planthopper), 1348 nucleotides long. RefSeq lists its product as uncharacterized. The coding region runs from base 130 to 1224 and encodes 364 amino acids. The transcript is spliced from 3 exons. NCBI's taxonomy places the organism in Eukaryota, Metazoa, Arthropoda, Insecta, Hemiptera, Delphacidae. The record is from RefSeq and is a predicted model, not a curated record.
CACUAGGUUGGUGGAGCGGCGCAGCGCGGCGCGUAGGAGAGCGGAAAAUGGAAGGUCCGUGCACUGAGAGCGCGGCGCCGUUUUGGACUAGUUAGUUUUGUGACGUAGACUUGUCAAUUGCGAUUUGAGAUGACGUUCACAACCCUAGCUAUCCUGGCCACUUGCCUGGCAUGUAGCCUGACCAAUGCCAAUAGAUGGGAGACCUCAGCUCGAGUGCUGCUGGUCCCCGUAGGACAACGGGAGACGCCCGCCAACGAGUAUGGACCACCAGAACAGAUCUCCACCACCGAAUACCCUCCUCAAACAUCACAGGCCGAAGAAGCAGUCAAUGCCUCUGCAUUCCCAGCCUCUGAACAGCUUCAACAGCAGCCGGGAGUCACCAGUGGAGUGUAUCAUGUGCUCUUGCCUGAUGGUCGUCUUCAGAGAGUGGAAUUCACAACAGCUCCACUCAAAUCUGAUGCAGCACAAAGUUUCACAAGUCCACUACAGUACCAGCAACAGCAAGCAGUCAUUAACAGUGACAUCAGCUUCAGCGGUCAGUACCAGCAGCAACCCCAAGAACGACUUGUCAGCUAUGAGGUCCAGAAGAGCCUCAACUAUGAACUAGCACCUGUACAGCAGUUUGCUUUCCCAGGUGCAUUCCCACAGCCAAGUGAACAAGGACAAACCGCAAAGUUCUCACAGGGCCAAACUGCUGGACAAGCUGGCUUCCAGAAACCAUCUUUCCAACAAAAUCAGUUCGGUUUGAAUACUUUUGAACAGACGCAGACUCAGCAGAAUCAGUUUGGUCAGAGCAGUUUCCAGCAGUCACCUCGUGGAGACAAAUUCAGCCAGCCACAGGCCAGCUUCUCACAAUCAACAAAUAGUAAACAGCAACAGCAGAGUCAGUACCUGAGUCCUCGACCACACGUUGAGUCUCAGAGCAGUCUCAGCCAGUACAAGGCCUCUCAAAGCAAUGCAGGAAGCAAUGGAAAAUACAGUGGUGUCCAGCAGCAACAAUACCAGCCCCAAGCCCAGCCCCAAGUUUUUGGAUACCAACAGAUAUACUUCACCAAAUCUCAAGUUGCUCAGACAGAGCAGUCAGAUGCCGAGACUGUUCCUACACCAGCAGAAGGCUCAGGAUAUGUUGCCAAUGUACAGUACAAGGAUGUGGAACCGAUUCCUGGGCCGAUCUACUCUUACAAUCCAGCUCCACUUGUUCGCAUUCUCAGAAGAUCCGAAUAAAAUCUGGAAUAAGAAAUAAAAAUUGUGGAAGGAAUUAUGGAUUUAUUUAUGACGUUGGAAAUUGUACAAUAAUUAUUUAUGUAAAAACAGAAUGUCAAUCUUCAAAUACACUAUCACUCACAUA